Brassica rapa (field mustard) is the source of this 303-nucleotide messenger RNA. Its product is annotated as peroxisomal (S)-2-hydroxy-acid oxidase. Gene Ontology annotation, cellular component: peroxisome. Lineage: Eukaryota; Viridiplantae; Streptophyta; Magnoliopsida; Brassicales; Brassicaceae. The record is from RefSeq and is a predicted model, not a curated record. Gene Ontology annotation, molecular function: (S)-2-hydroxy-acid oxidase activity.
AUGGUUGCACCAACUGCUAUGCAGAAGAUGGCGCAUCCAGAAGGUUGCAGCAUCACAAAGCUCUUGUUGCAGACACUAUCUUCAUGGGCUACUUCCAGCGUUGAAGAGGUUGGUUCAACAGGACCCGGAAUCAGAUUUUUCCAACUAUAUGUAAGCUCCAUGGCACGUUAUAAUUACUCGCUCAUGAAUGUGGUUGCUCAGCUUGUGAGAAGAACUGAGAGUGCUGGAUUUAAAGCAAUAGCUCUCACUGUUGAUACACCAAGGCUUAGUCACAGAGAAUCUGAUAUUAAGAACAGGACCUAG